This is a messenger RNA of Drosophila kikkawai, 1918 nucleotides long. RefSeq lists its product as uncharacterized. NCBI's taxonomy places the organism in Eukaryota, Metazoa, Arthropoda, Insecta, Diptera, Drosophilidae. The record is from RefSeq and is a predicted model, not a curated record.
ACACCUUCCCAAAGUAUCCCUUGCUUCAACCAUCUAAAAUAUCAACUUUAAGAAUUUUUAACUCUACAAAUUCCUUCAAAAUUGACCCUAUUUAAAACCUUACAAAUUCCGAAACUCCAUAUACUCUCCCUGACAAUGACAAUGAGGCGCUGUGUCAUCUGUGGCGAGAGGCCGCCGGUGAAGGAUGCCCAGGGCAACAAUGCGUAUGCGUAUCCCAAGAACGAGGAGGAGGCCCGCAUCUGGCAGGCCAGCAUGGCCGCCAAGGACUGCUGCGUGCAGAGCAUACAGAAGGAGUGCUGCGUCUGCGUGCAGCAUAUCCCCGACUUUGUGAGCCGGGCCAAGGCCAUUGGUAACGAGCUGAGCGCCCAGGAGGAGAAGCGAAAGGAAGCGAAGCUGGCGGCGGCGAAGAAGAAGGAGAAGGAAAAGGGGGAGGCGGCUGACGAGUGCGUCCAGUGUCCGGAUAUCGGGGAACCCGCUGAGGAUCGGGAAAAACCCACUGUUAGUGUCCUGCUACUGAACGGAUCCUCGCUGCCUACCUACUGCGCCGAGGGUAAGGGUUCCUGCGUGGACUCGCGACCGGCGGAGAAAGGCGACUAUAAGGGAGGGCAGACCAAAAGGAUAAAAACCAAGGAGUCGAAGACGGAGAUCUAUGUGCAAGAGUCGGCCUUCCAGGAUAGCGGCGGCAAAUGUCCGGAUAUUGACGGCACAGAGGUUACCCUGAUGCGCGCGCCAACGCAGGAGGAGGAUGAGCUAAAACGGCUGCAAGAGGAGCUGCUAGAGGGGCAGAAACCGGAUGAGGAUUACAAUUGCAGGCGUCGCAGCUGCUGCCUGCCCGGCUGCACGGACGUCCUGCUCUUGGGCCGCGGCCAGCACGAGACGGGUGUGUGUCCUUGCAAGUGCGAGCAAUGCAGUAAGCCCUGCGGUAAUCCGGAUCCGGAACCUUGCUGCCAGCCGGAAUGCUGCCCAAAGUCUGAGCCCGUGUACUCUGACCAGCCGCCAUGCGGCUGCGAAUGCGAGCAGCAGGUGCGCCGCGAACUGGGCAAGGUGAUCGAGACCCAGGCGCAGCGCAUCCUAGAGCUCGAAGAGCUGCUCUGCCGGCAGAACAGCAGGCGAAACUGCCUGCAACGGAAGCUGGACGAGCUGUACUGUGAGUUCGGGCGCCUGGACGAAGCGGAGAUCGAGGCGCAUCGAUCCAGGCUCACCUGCCCGGGAAGUGAACGUGGCGGCCCUGAUUGCGCCUCAGUCUUCACUGCGCGUUCUGAGCCACCGGCGCCUGAAAUAGAGCCGCCUGAAAUGCCGCCGAAAGAGUCUCGUAGUAUACUUAGUCGCUUGUCGUCUAAACGAGUGAGCAUCAUCAGCAAGCGCUUGUCAGGUGAACAGUCCCAGCAGUCGGAGUUCUUCCUCUCGCCGCCGGUACGUGUUCAUGGAUUUGCUGAGCGGAAGCCCGAGAGCACAGAGCGCACCCGACGACCCCAAUGGGUCAACGAGGCGGAAUCGGAGGAAAAUAUGGCCAAUACCUCAAUCAAGUUUAACAAAGAGGUCAACUACUCCACUGAAAGGUUGUCGGUCAAUAGCAAAGACGCCCCAACACUUCGAUCUGACUCGAUCUAUUCUGAAGGAACCAAGUCCAAGCCGCAGUCCAUCCGCUCAGCAUCUAUGUACUCAGAACUGAGCAAGCCCAAGUCCCAGUCCAUCCUCUCCAAAGCCAUCUACUCAGAUGUGAUCGAGUCCAAGUCCCAGUUCAACCAGUCCGUAUCCAAUACUUCCCGAGCUUGAUGGGUCGGAUGUCUGCUGUCCACCUCCACUUCAACUUCCACUUCAACUUCCACUAGUACUCCCCAUCCAUAUCCACAUCCACCUGCCCCCUCUGUCUACCUUGUCUACUGUGCAAUCAUGCAAAUAAAAAUAUAUUCUUUUU